AUGGUACUUGACCAAAAUGUAAAGAUAAGAGAUAGGAAGCAAGGCACAACACCGGGGGGAAACCAGUGUUACCUGAGCCCAGAGCUGUGUCAGGAGAAGCCCUAUAACCAGAAGAGUGAUAUUUGGGCCCUCGGUUGUGUCCUUUAUGAAAUGCUGACUUUGAAAAGAGCUUUUGAAGCUGAAACGAUACCAGCCCUGAUCAUGAAAAUCAUGCGAGGGAUCUUUGCCCCCAUCCAUCCACGCUACAGUGCUGAGAUGCGCUCCUUGGUCCACCUGUUGCUCCACAUGGACCCUGCUCAGCGCCCCAAUAUUCACCAGGUGAUCAGCCAGCCCCUCAUCUUCCCCACACUAUUCAAGCUGCACGCUGACUUGGGGAUGGUGCGCUGUGUGUCCAGACCCCUCCGUCUUUCGUCAGUGGGCACACGCACCCGUUCCUCGAGGGGGAGUGAGGACUCCACUGAUAGAGAAAAAAAUGAGGGUGAGAAGAAGGGAGUGAACGAGGAAACGAGGAGUGUCGACAAGGAGGUGGUGAAGCAACCCGCAUUUUAUCGUCUGGCCCCGAGCACAACUGUCCUGCGCGGGCACCCCCCCAUGGGGGGUUGUUCUGCCACCUGCACCAUCCCCUCACUUCCCCGGACCGGACACCAGCGCACCUCCCAAGUCAGGGCAGGUGAAUAG
Messenger RNA from Penaeus monodon (black tiger shrimp), 678 nucleotides. Its product is annotated as serine/threonine-protein kinase Nek8-like. The record is from RefSeq and is a predicted model, not a curated record. Gene Ontology annotation, molecular function: ATP binding; protein kinase activity. The coding region runs from base 1 to 678 and encodes 225 amino acids. Gene Ontology annotation, biological process: protein phosphorylation. Lineage: Eukaryota; Metazoa; Arthropoda; Malacostraca; Decapoda; Penaeidae. The transcript is spliced from 6 exons.